Molecule: messenger RNA, 336 nt
Organism: Lathyrus sativus (Indian pea)
Lineage: Eukaryota; Viridiplantae; Streptophyta; Magnoliopsida; Fabales; Fabaceae
Source: the annotation of a GenBank genome assembly
AUGCGGGAAAUUAAAGACAGAAAUCUCCGUAAAAUAGUUGUCAACGCUGGGUAUGCCUUAAACCAACCAUCGUUCAUGUAUUACCGAGAAGAAAUAAGGUUGUCAAGCGUGGAAGCAUUAAGGUGGGUGGAUAAUAUUCCAGUCGAGAAAUGGACUAGGUCAUUUGAUGGAGGGUGUAGAUGGGGUCACAUGACCACAAAUCUUGUAGAAUCCCUAAAUGGCGUAUUUAAGGGAACUAGGAACCUCCCCAUCACUGCGUUGGUAAGGGCAACGUAUUACAGAUUGGGGUCACUUUUUGCAGCAAGAGGCAAAAAAUGGAGCGAUGUACUGCAAUAA